ACAGCUACACACCAGCAGUGAUGGAUAUAAUAACCCGCUACGUUGCGCUUAAGUACAUAUACCAGGAGACUCGCUGCUGCUCUCCCACAAUGCUCUGCUGCCGCCAUCCGCCCGCAUCCAACGGCCCAGCGUCUCCCCAAUCACCCGGGCAGCAGACAUGAGCGAGCAGACCGAGCUCCGGCCGGCCGCGGAGGACAAGCUCAUCCUCUAUCACUGGACCCACUCCUUCACUUCCCAGAGGGUGCGGCUCGUCAUAGCAGAAAAGUCUCUUAAGUGUGAAGAGCAUGAUGUGAGUCUUCCUCUGAGCGAGCACAAUGAGCCCUGGUUUAUGCGGCUUAACCCCUCGGGAGAAGUUCCAGUUCUUGUACAUGGAGAAAAUAUCAUCUGUGAAGCCACACAGAUUAUAGAUUAUCUGGAGCAGACAUUUACUGCUGAGAAAACACCAAGACUGGUGCCAGAAGAGGGGAGCGUCUACUUUAUCAGAGUGCAACACUACAGAGAGCUACUGGACUCACUGCCCAUGGAUGCAUAUACUCAUGGCUGCAUCCUACACCCGGAGCUAACGGUAGACUCUAUGAUACCAGCGUAUGCAACAUCAAGGAUUCGCACUCAAAUAGGCAGCACAGAAUCAGAGCUUAAAAGACUUGCUGAAGAAAAUCCAGAUCUUGAAGAUGCUUACAUUGCAAAACAAAAACGCCUAAAGACUAAAUUGAUGGAGCAUGAUAACAUAAAGUACUUGAAGAAAAUACUUGAUGAGCUGGAAAAAGUCCUGGAUCAGGUUGAAACUGAAUUACAGAGACGAAGUGAAGAAACACCAGAGGAAGGUGCAGGCAGUGAGUCCUGGCUGUGUGGACAGUUCUUCAGUCUGGCAGAUGUGUCAUUAGCGGUCACUCUCCACCGACUGAAGUUUCUUGGAUUUGCCAGGAGAAACUGGGGGAAUGGAAAACGACCUAAUUUGGAGGCGUAUUACGAACGCAUCCUACAAAGAAAGACUUUUAAUCAAGUGCUCGGAAACGUCAACAAUAUUUUAAUUUCUGCAGUGUUGCCAACUGCGUUCCGCGUGGCCCGAAAACGAGCCCCUUCUAUUCUUGGUACAACCCUGAUGAUAGGAUUGUUGGCGGGAACAGGAUAUAUUUGUUUCAUGUGCGUUAGAAAAAGACUGUUCAACGUCUUCUCGUCCAUUAAGUCAAAAUACUUUUUUUAGUACACUGUAAAAUGUUUUGUGGCUCGUCCCCUUAUUAGAAGGUAUAUUGUAAAAACAGAUGAAUAUAGGAGAAUAUUAUGGCAAAGAAUAUAGGGGCAGAUGUAUUAACCUGGAGAAAGGAUAAAGAAGUGGUAAAGCAGUGAUA
This is a messenger RNA of Pseudophryne corroboree (corroboree frog), 1349 nucleotides long. RefSeq names its product ganglioside induced differentiation associated protein 1 (gene GDAP1). Gene Ontology annotation, biological process: mitochondrial fusion; mitochondrial fission. The transcript has 6 exons. NCBI's taxonomy places the organism in Eukaryota, Metazoa, Chordata, Amphibia, Anura, Myobatrachidae. Bases 158 to 1204 code for a protein of 348 amino acids. The record is from RefSeq and is a predicted model, not a curated record. Gene Ontology annotation, cellular component: mitochondrial outer membrane.